AUGAAUCAAACUGCUUCAGUUCUCACUAAAUAAAAAAGGAGUUACUUAUUACAUGCUUGUUUAGCCUCUCUUUUUGGAGGACAUUAAUUAAACCUACCAUCCAAGUUAUAUAUUAUAUAGGUAGAAUUUAUACUAAGGAGUAGGUAAUUAUAUAACUUGUAUCUGUAAUUCAAACCUACAUCAUUGGAAAAUUAAUUGAUAAUUAUGUUAUUGUUUUAAUAGUGCCGGCUUUGAUCAAUACAAUAUUAUAAAUAGGCAUGAAUUACUUAAUAAGCGAGGAGUAUCAAAAGACGAUAUCAUAGAUUGCAUUGUAAAUUGGAAUACUUAUUCCCCAAACCUUAGGAACUGCUUCAGCUAUCAAAUAUGAUGGGACCAUUUUAGAUGCAAUAGUAUUUUUUUUCUUGUUUCCUCGAGAAUAAAAUGUUGAACUAGGAUUUACAUAAAUAGAAGCAUAUUCUAGAUCUAGAUAUGCUUGUUUGUUUUUAAAAUUGAUAUUGAUUUUGACACAUGUUAAUAGAAUGAUCAUAGCAAAUAUAAUCAGAUACAUUUACUAUUUUACACCAAUACUGAUUUGGAUGGGAUUAUUUGGAUAAUUUUCUUAAUUGUAUGUAAAUUUAAGAAUUGAAUUAGUUCAGAAUAUGUGGGAGAGUAAUUCAAUUUUUUAAUGGGAUCAUCAUAUUAAUCAAGUUAGAAACGUACAUAUUUGACAGUACUAUUAAAUAUUGUAUUGAUUGCCAUCUGUUUAGGAUUGUCAUUCAUAGAUGAGAAUAGAAUUGCAAUAAUUGUAAGUGGUUGUUUGGUAAAUAUUAAAAUGUAUAAUAUUUUUGGUUCUGUACCUCAUGAUUAAAAAUAAAUAUUCAAACAGAAUAACUUAGAUAGAUUAUAUCUAUUCUAUAAUCUAUUAAGUACAUUAUUGAAUGUAAUUUCAAUCAUUUUAUGUGGAAUAUUAGCAUCUUCCUAUUAUAAAGAACUCUAUUAUGCUAUUAUUCCAUUAUAUGUAGGUUACAUGUUUAUCUAAUUCAAAUAUCAAUAAUAUGUGAAAUAUUAUAAAAUAUUUUAUACUGUUAUUGAAUGUGCAUGUAUAUCUAUGAUGGAUUAUAAUUUUGAAGGUAUUUUUGCUUAAAGAUUAUUUGAAUGUACAACUAUAAUUAGAUUGUAUAGUCUAAUACAUUCUAAUCCUACUUAUUUAUUUUUUGAAUAAUUAACAUGUUUUAUCAUUUCAUUUAAAACAAAUUAUUCUAUGGCAUAUUGUUAAUUGAUUGGAUUUUUAGUAUAAAUAGGUUUGAGAUUUGUAAUAAGAAUGAAAUCUCGAUUAUUUAUAUGGUUUAUAGCAAAGUAAAAAUGAAUUUAAGUUGAUUAGUCAAAAGAUGUUGACAGUGAAGAAAUAGAAAGUAUAGGGAGCAGCUUUUAUUACAUGUUUGUAAUUAUUAAUGUGUCCAUUAACAUUUUUAAUAAUGCUUAUAUCUAGUAUCUUAGAUAGUCCAUAUAUGCCAAUAUUAGGAUUGCCUAUUUUCUAUUUUGCAUCAUUGAGACCUUUUAGAAAUAAUAUUGAAAUAUCGAAACAUAUUCAUGAUUCAUCAGAGGGAUCAAUUUACAAUUCUUAUUUAAGUAAAGCAUAUAAUAAAAUAUUGGGUUCUCAACCUUUGUGGAGUCAUUAUUUAAUAAGAAUAGGAAAGUAUUUGGGAAUAGUGUAAGUAUUGGAAAAUUAGGGAGGAUAUGCUGUAAUUUAAUUUAAGGGAUUAGAAUCAUAGGAAACUACAAGUUGUCAUGGAAUAGAAGCAAGAGAAGUAGAUAGAUUGGUUGAUGCUAAGGAUUGUGGAUCAUUUCUUGGAAGUGCUUUAACAUUAUAAAAUUAAUUCUUAGUUACUAGUUAUGAGGAAAAUUAGAUAAUAUUAACAGGUAUUAUAGAAGCAGUUGAAUUUUCAAGUGAAUUUAAGAAGAUAUAUUUAAAAAUGUUAUGUUAUUAUUUUGGUUAAGAAUUAAAUGAGAAUAAUAUGAAAUCAAUAAUUGAAUUAUCAAAAAGAUAUGAUGCUUCUGAAUAUCCAUUUCCUAAUUCAUUUGCAGAUUUAAUAAAAUUAUAAACUAAAUUUAUAUCAUAUAAGAUUAAUAAUUUAGAAUAAUAAGAAGUAAUAUAAAAAUAAUAAUAAUCAAAAGUAUAAAUAAAACAUGAAAAUGAUGAUCUAUUUGGUAUGUUGGAUGAUUUCAUGUAGGAUGUUCCUUAAUAAAAUAAGAAAUUACAUCAAUAAAAUAAUGUUGUAUAAAGUGGUGGAUUUUAUAAUCAUAUUUAGAGAGCCAUUUUGUAUAUUUAUUAAGUAUCAUUGGGAGAUUUAGAUUUCAAUUUUUAGAGUAGAAUAAAUUAAAAAGUUUUAUUUAAUUUAUACAAAAAUUCAAAUACUUUAUUUGAAUAAAGAUAAAUGAAAGGAAUUGAUAGUAUUCUAUCUGAGAUUGCUACAUUAGCAAUUAGAACUGCAUUAAAAAUAAGUUUAGAUUUUUAUUCUAUUGAGGGAAAUUUGAAUAUUUAAGAUUCUGAAUUAUUAUAAUUAUUGAAUGAAAGUAAUGAUUGUUAUGUUGGUAUGGGUAAUGAAUAGGGAUGGCAAUAAGCUAUGAUAAGUAAUUAAGAAUUACGGUCUUUGGGUUAUGAUUCUGGUAAGAAUAAAUUGACAGUUUAUCGACAUACAUAUACUGAGAUAUAAUGUUAAGUAUUUAGAUUUGAUAGUGAAGUUAUUAGAGGGAUUGAAGCAAAUUUAUAAAUGGAAUUAUUAUUUGCUACUAAUGAUGAUGAAGAAAGGUAUUUAUGGUAUAAUUAAUUAUUUAUAGAUAUUCCAUUUAAACACAUGAAUAGUUUUUUAGAAAUAUGAUUAUUGAGGGUUCUGAAUUACCUUUAGGAUAUGCUCCAUUUUAUUCAGGACCAGUGAUAAUUAGUUUAAGAUGA
This is a messenger RNA of Paramecium pentaurelia, 2932 nucleotides long. Lineage: Eukaryota; Ciliophora; Oligohymenophorea; Peniculida; Parameciidae. The record is from the annotation of a GenBank genome assembly.